Manacus vitellinus (golden-collared manakin) is the source of this 4601-nucleotide messenger RNA. RefSeq names its product RAD50 double strand break repair protein (gene RAD50). Gene Ontology annotation, biological process: telomere maintenance via recombination; double-strand break repair; chromosome organization involved in meiotic cell cycle. Gene Ontology annotation, molecular function: single-stranded telomeric DNA binding; double-stranded telomeric DNA binding; G-quadruplex DNA binding. The transcript is spliced from 24 exons. The record is from RefSeq and is a predicted model, not a curated record. Lineage: Eukaryota; Metazoa; Chordata; Aves; Passeriformes; Pipridae. Gene Ontology annotation, cellular component: Mre11 complex; nucleus; condensed nuclear chromosome.
UCACAAAGCUCUGUUUUACAGGAUUUAUGACAUUUAUGCCUCUGACUUUGGAAGAGAAGAAGUUCAGCAAAAAUGUCCAGGAUUGAGAAAAUGAGUAUCCUCGGAGUGAGGAGUUUUGGGGUGGAGGAUAAAGACAAACAAAUUAUCACUUUCUUUAGUCCUUUAACUAUUUUGGUGGGACCAAAUGGUGCAGGAAAAACGGUAAGACUUGCUAUAUAUUUGGGCUUGAGCUGUAAAAGAACAUUCCCCCCAGCUGAGGAGGCACAUAUUCAUUUGGAGCUUGAGGAGAAUUUUCCGUAACUGGGUUUUCUUUUUGCUUCUCCUGAGGUUGCCAAUGAAACAGAUGUGAGGGCUCAGAUCCGGCUGCGGUUCCGGGAUGUGAACGGAGAUGUCGUGGCCGUCCAGCGCUCCAUGAUCUGCACCCAGAAGGGCAAGACCCCGGAAUUUAGAACGCUGGAAUCUGUCAUUACUAGGACAAAGAACGGCGAGAAGAUCGGCAGCCUGAGUUCCAAGUGUGCAGAGAUAGAUCGGGAGAUGAUCAGUGCCCUCGGGGUUUCCAAAUCCGUGCUCAACAACGUCAUUUUCUGCCACCAAGAAGAGUCCAACUGGCCGUUAAGUGAAGGAAAGGCCCUCAAACAAAAAUUCGAUGAGAUCUUUUCCGCAACAAGGUAUAUUAAAGCGCUUGAAGCUCUGCGUCAGGUACGGCUGAAACAAAGCUUGAAGGUAAAAGAGUGUCAGACAGAACUGAAAUAUCUAAAACAAAAUAAAGAGAAAGCCCAGGAAAUCCAGGAUCAUCUUAGCAACAGAGAGGCUCAACUGGCUGCUUCUAAGGAGAAUGUAAAAACAAUUGAGAGCCAGCUUGAACCUCUGAAGAGUUCUCUGGCAGCAGUUGAACAGAAUCUCACAAAAGUAAUGAGGCUGGACAACGAUGUGAAGGCCCUUGAGAGCAGGAGGCAGCAAAUGGAGAAAGAUAAUCAAGAUUUGCAACAGAAGAUGGAAAAGGUUUUCCAAGGAACAGAUGAACAACUAAGGGAUAGGUACCAGAACCACCAGAGAAUAGUGAAGGAGAAGGAGAAGAGAUUGUUGGACUAUAAACGUGACUUGGACAGAGCCACUAAAGAAUGCCAGAGGUUCAACAGUGAGAAAUCAGAGCUGCUUGUUGAACGAGGUCGUCUGCAGCUGCAGGCAGAUCGUCACCAGGAGCACAUCAUGACCAGGGAUUCCUUGAUUCAGUCCUUGGCAGCACAGCUGGAGCUGGAUGGUUUUGAGCGAGCACCCUUCAGUGAAAGGCACAUCACCAGUUUUCACAGGUUGGUGAAGGAGAGACAGGAGAGAGACACAGAAGCUGCAAAUCAUUUGAUGAGAGACUUUGCACGAAAAGAAGCAAUGAAACAAAAACAGAUAGACGACAUGAGAGACAGGAAAACUGGAUUAGAAAGAACCAUUGACCUGAAGUCAGACAUUCAAAAUAAGAAACAUGAUGAGCUGAAGAAAGUCAAAUGUGAAUUGCAGCAGUUGGAGGGGUUUUCAGACAGAAUUAGUGAGCUGGAUGAGGAGAUUGGCAAGACGGAACAUGACCUGGAGAAGGCUGAGAGGAACAGCAGUGUAGAAACGCUGGAACGGGAGGUACAGACUCUGCAAAGUGAGAAAAUAAGCCUGGACAAAGCUCUCAGGAGGUUGGAUCAGGAGAUGGAGCAGUUGAAUCUACACACCACCACAAUUACCCAAAUGGAGAUGCUGAAGAAAGACAAAGCAGAGAAAGAAGAGCAGAUUAGAAAAGUAAAAUCAAGACAUUCUGAGGAACUAACGUCCCUGUUGGGAUACUUCCCAAAUAAAAAACAACUUGAAGACUGGCUUCAUGGUAAAAAUAAAAAGAUUAAUCAGACAAGGGAUACACUUGCUAACCUUAACAAGCGACUGGCAUUGGUAGAAAAUGACAAAACUUACGCCAGUAAUGAGCUGAAAAAAAAGGAAGCACAGUUGUCCCAGCAUGAAGCAAAACUUUUUGAUGUUUGUGGAAGUCAAGAUUUUGACAGUGAUCUGAACAAACUUCAAGAUGAAAUUGAAAAAAGUUCCAAACAGCGAGCUGUGCUUGCUGGAGCCACUGCAGUCUAUUCCCAGUUCAUUACACAGCUGACAGAGGAGAGCCAGUCUUGUUGCCCAGUGUGCCAGCGAGUUUUUCAGACUGAGGCUGAACUGCAGGAUGUCAUCAGUGACCUGCAGUCCAAGCUGCGCCUGGCCCCAGACAAGCUGAAGUCAACAGAGACUGAGCUUAAAAGGAAGGAGAAAAAACGGGAUGAAAUGAUGAGCCUUAAACCACUGAGGCAAACUGUAGUUGAACUCGAAGAAAAGGAAAUUCCAGACCUGAGGAACAAGAUCCUGAAUGCAAACAGAGAUUUAACAGGCCUGAAGGGUGAGAUAGAAGAACAGGAAUCAUUCCUGCAGACAGCUUUGUCUGAGGAGGGAGGUGCCAAAGUGUGUUUACAGGAUAUAACACUGAUGGAAAGGUACCAGACUGAUAUUAGGGAUAUGGAACGAAAAAUUGCUCAGCAGGAGGCUAAACUUAAUGGUUUUAAGAACAGACUGACCAUUUCACUGUUUUCAUCUGCAGUUACUGGUAAAAUUGAGUUGAAUCAGAAGCUCAAGCAGGACCAGCAGAGUCAGAUUCAGCAGCUGAAGAGCACAGUGAACGAGCUGAGGGCGGAGAGGCUGCAGAUUGUGAGCAGCAUGCAGCGCCGGCGGCAGCUGGAGGAGCAGAGCGUGGAGCUCAGCACUGAGGUGCAGUCCUUGGGCAGGGAGAUCAAGGAAGCAAAAGAACAAGUAUUUCCUUUGGAUGCAACUUUAGAAAAACUGCAGCAGGAGAAGGAGGAUCUAGUGAAUAAAAGGACUACAAGUAAUAAAGAAACACAAGAGAAGAUAAAUGGCAUAAAUGAGAAAGUUAAAGAUAUAAACAAGUACACGAAAGAAAUUGAAAACUAUAUUCAACAAGGAAAAGAAGACUAUAAAAAGCAAAAGGAGUCUGAACUUGAUGAAGUAAAUUCUCAUUUGGCUGCCUGUGAGAAACAGAAGGAAAAGAUAAGUAAAGAGAUGGAAGUGACUCGACAAGAUAUUGACACUCAAAAGGUACAGGAAAGGUGGCUGGAGGAUAAUCUGACUUUGAGGAGUCGGAAUGAGGAGCUAAAAAAGGUUGAAGACAAGAUAAAACAACUUAUGAAGGAGAUGGGAGAAAUGAAAGUACCCCAAAUGAAAAAUGAACAAAAGCAUUUGGAGGAGAGAAUAGAAUCUCUGAAGAGGAACCAUCACGUCGCCCUUGGCCGCCAGCGUGGGUUUGAGGAGGAGAUUGUUCGGUUCAGGAAGGAGCUUCGAGAGCCACAGUUCAAAGAUGCAGAGGACAAAUACAGGGACAUGAUGAUUGUCAUGAGAACAACAGAGCUGGUGAACAAAGAUCUGGACCUUUACUACAAGGCUCUUGAUAAAGCAAUAAUGACAUUUCAUAGCAUGAAGAUGGAAGAAAUCAACAAAAUAAUUCGUGACCUUUGGCGAAACAUUUACAGAGGGCAAGAUAUUGAAUAUAUAGAAAUUCGUUCUGAUGCCGACGAGAACGUCUCAGCCGCUGAUAAGAGAAGAAACUACAAUUACAGGGUGGUGAUGGUGAAGGGAGACACGGCCCUGGACAUGCGAGGGAGAUGCAGUGCUGGGCAGAAGGUGCUUGCUUCUCUUAUUAUUCGCCUUGCUCUGGCAGAAACAUUCUGUCUCAACUGUGGCAUCCUGGCCCUGGAUGAGCCCACAACCAACCUCGACCGAGAAAACAUUGAGUCUCUGGCACAUGCCCUCAUGGAGAUCAUAAAAAGCCGCUCCCAGCAGCGGAACUUUCAGCUCCUGGUGAUAACUCAUGAUGAAGAUUUUGUUGAACUUCUGGGCCGUUCUGAGUACGUGGAAACGUUCUACAGGAUCAGGAAGAACACUGACCAGUGCUCUGAGAUCAUGAAAUGCAGUGUCAGCUCCCUGGGCUCCUAUGUUCAUUAGAACCUCCAGUGAGGACACGUUACAGAAGCCUGACUGAUACGUUAUACACUGCCUGGCUUGGCAGAGCUCAGGUGGAGGGGUCUGAAAAUAUGGUUCCUUUGUAUUGUAACCUGUUGAACAUUUGUCACAAUUUUAGCCAGAGUCUAAAACUGUAAGACUUUUAAACUUCAUCUCUUUCUACGUAUUUCUGGAAUUUCUUAGGAAUCGCCAUGAUUUGAAAGAAUUUAAAUGAAUACUAGGCAGUUUAAUUUAGGUGUAUUCUGUGCUUUAAAAGGGAAAAUAAAGUUGUGAGUUCUUUGUUUAUGUCCUGUUGGGGAGAUCCAUUGCAGAUUCUCUGGAACAGCUGCAGCUCUGUCAAUGGAAUAGGGCCUGCCUUCCAUCUCUGGCAAGGUCAGCAGGGGUGGGUGUCUUGUGUUCAUAGCCACCCACCUGGUCUACCCAAAAUUCACAAGCUUCAAAUGGAACUUUUACUACUUUCUGUACAAGAUAGCCUAACUCUGGCUGCUCAAAGACACAGUCUUCCCCAAGUCUAACAGCUUGUUUGAGAAUAAAGCAAAGCCCUGUCUCUAACCAGA